AAAUUCCUGAGUUCUCUAAUUCACACUUGAUACUACUGGCAGAACUAGGGACCCUAGCACACCCCAACAAAGAUCCCGGUUGCACCGACAAAUGUGUGCAAACUUUUGACUGGUGAUGUACGCGAAUCUAUUAAUAAUCUCAAUUAGGCAUGAAAUAGUACAUUAAAUUGCAGAAGUCACAGAGUCUCGCGAAAUGCGUAGUGGUGAAAUAGUUAAAGUAACAUUUUCUAAUACGGUGCCCACGCAUUGUUUCGUCGCGAGCGCUCUGCAAGCACGCGCCACACUGACUUCUAAUAAUACAGCGUAUCGAGAGUACCAAAGAGAGACUCCCGCUACAACUUCCUGUAUUUCGGUGUCAGUUACAAAUCGUAUGAAAUAUACGAUACAGCGAGGCUCCCACGAAUAUCUAAAUAUCUUUAGUUAAUUGUAAUUUUAUUUUAUUCGACAAUCCAACGGAAGAGAAGCUCCAGUUAGAUAUGAUCAUGGAGGAGAAACGGAAAAAUAGUGCGACUCCCACGCUAAAGUACAAAGUUGCUUGUUCAGAGAAAUUCGGCAGAUACUUGCAGGCAGCAAAAAAUUUACAAGCAGGCGAAGUAAUACUUCGGGAAAAACCGAUCGCGGUUGGACCAAUAACAUCCAGCAAUGAUUACCUGUGUUUCGCGUGUUUACGUUUAUUGCCUAAGCUCAAGAAAGGCACGCAAUAUGUUUGUUCCAAAUGCAAUAUUGCACCUUUAUGUGGCACUGCUUGCCAGGAACAACCGAAACAUCACACAUCCUACGAAUGUGAAAUAUUUAAAACUAAUGAGAAUCUAUCGGCGGAUAACAUAGAGACCCUCAUUGGUAUAUUGUUACCUCUGAGAUUGUGGCUAGUGAAACAAACAGAUCCAGAAUUAUCGAAACGAAUCGAAUCAAUGGAAGCACAUAUGGAAGAAAGAAGGAACACAUCCGUAUGGAGAGAUAGAGAAACGAAUGUCAUAAAUGUAAUGAAAGCGUUGCACUUGAUUCCUGAAGAUGAUACAUCUAUCCCGGAAUAUCUGCAACAGCUGUGCGGAAUUCUGGAUGUGAAUACUUUUGAGCUGAGAUCUCCGGGAGGUCUAGAUGGGCUUCUUUUACGAGGUUUAUACGUGGAAGCCUCCUUCAUGGCUCACGAUUGCAGAGGGAAUACUCAUCUCACAGUAGAUGAUCAUUUUCAACUGACUGUAUACGCUAGUAUACCGAUUAAAGAAGGCGAAGCAAUUCUUUUUAAUUAUACAUCGUCUCUUUUGGGAACAUUAGGUAGAAGAGAACACCUGCGAGGAGGAAAGUAUUUCGAAUGUGAAUGUUCAUUAUGUAGCGAUCCUUAUGAAAUGGGAUCGUAUAUGAGUAGCAUUUUGUGUCCACGAUGUAGAAAAGGUUACAUGGGAAUUCGAACUCCUUUGACAAUAUACGCGUACGAAAAAAGUACAAAAUGGCAAUGUGAUAAAUGCAGAAGUUGCAUCAGUGGUCGUCUUAUAAGAGCUACCGUGAACAUUACGAAAACAUUGAUUGAUGAUAUGGAUGAUUACGAUAUCAAAGGGAUGGAAACUUUAACGAAAAAAUUAUUGGGAUCCUUUCAUCCAAAUCAUUACUUGAUGCUGUCCUUGAAGCAGAAAUUAUUAGCCGCUUAUAGGAAAGAAGUGACUACGCCAAAUCCUCCGAAAAAAAUUAUGCAACGAAUGUUGGAUGCGUGUAGAGAAAUGUACAACGUAUUGGAAAUAGUCGAACCAGGGAUAUCUCGAUUGAAAGGAAUAAUGUUGUAUGAAAUGCACUUACCAUUAGUGUUGCUGGCAAAUCGUGCGUAUUCUGCUCGAGAAAUUUCUUCAACGGAACUGGCUUCGCGCCUUGAAGAAGCCGGUAGUCUUCUGAAGAAAUCCUUGACGAUGCUUCUUCUAGAACCAAUGGACACGCCUGAAGGGAAACUGGCUAAACGAGCUCUGCAAGAAUUAAAAAUGUUAAAUCAAAAUAUAGCCGAUGUUAAAACUAUUAUAACAGUUGAUGCGAAACAUGGCCAUGAUAAGAAGAAACCGCAGAGAAGUAAAUCCGCUAAGAAUAAGUAAACACGAUAAGCUUAAAUUAAAUAAACUGCGUU
This is a messenger RNA of Megachile rotundata (alfalfa leafcutting bee), 2107 nucleotides long. RefSeq names its product SET domain-containing protein SmydA-8. The record is from RefSeq and is a predicted model, not a curated record. Gene Ontology annotation, molecular function: protein binding. NCBI's taxonomy places the organism in Eukaryota, Metazoa, Arthropoda, Insecta, Hymenoptera, Megachilidae.